AUGGCGAGAGAUCAUUCGACUCGUCGGGAAGCUGUUGCUGCCCUUAGAAAGCAACGCUCCCGACGCCGUCGGACUUCAAAGAACACAGAUGCCUCCGUGAAGAGCGCGCCACGUCCAACAACUCCUCCUUCUCUGCCCAGUACGCAUGGCGAAGUCGAGUCCAAGGUCGUGCCACACAACACCGAUACUGAAGCUUGGCCCGUGCUACCAAAGCGACAGCCCCCGCCACAGCCGAAGAAACUGCCGGGGCCACAGCCGAUGUCACAGCUGAAGCUACAGUUGAAACUACAGCCGGAGCCACAGCCAAAGCCACAGCCGGAGCCACGACUGAUGCCACAGCCGAUGCCACAGGUGCCACAGGUGUCACAGCCCCUGCCACAGCCGGAGCCACAGUCACAUCAAAGGAUACAGCACACUGUAGUAGAGUCCACAGCACCGACUCCCGAUAAAGUGUCGAAGAAGACCAGCAAGUAG
Molecule: messenger RNA, 474 nt
Organism: Dermacentor albipictus
Lineage: Eukaryota; Metazoa; Arthropoda; Arachnida; Ixodida; Ixodidae
Product: protein TsetseEP-like
Source: RefSeq, a predicted model, not a curated record